Molecule: messenger RNA, 759 nt
Organism: Histoplasma capsulatum G186AR
Lineage: Eukaryota; Fungi; Ascomycota; Eurotiomycetes; Onygenales; Ajellomycetaceae
Product: pre-mRNA-splicing factor isy1
Exons: 2
Coding region: 1-759 (252 amino acids)
Biological process (GO): generation of catalytic spliceosome for second transesterification step; mRNA 3'-splice site recognition
Cellular component (GO): Prp19 complex; post-spliceosomal complex; catalytic step 2 spliceosome
Source: RefSeq, a predicted model, not a curated record
AUGGCUCGCAACAGCGAAAAGGCGCAGUCUAUGCUUUUCCGCUUCCGCGCUGCGCAAGCCGCUGAUCUUGGAAUCCUCGACAUAGGACGUACCCGCCGUCCCAAGGCCAUCACAUCCGUCACUUCGAUUCCCGUAUGCGAGAAAUGGCGGGGACAAGUGCUCAAGGAAAUAUCGCGCAAAGUCUCGCGCAUCCAGGAUCAAAGCUUGAGUGACUACCAAAUCCGCGACUUGAAUGAUGAGAUCAAUAAAGCGAUGAGAGAGAAGUGGAUGUGGGAAGUGCAGAUACGAAACCUUGGAGGACCGAAUUAUACGCGUGGUGGCGGGAGGGUAUAUGAUGAUGAUGGUAGGGAAAUACCGGGUGGCGGGAAGGGCUAUAGAUAUUUUGGAAGGGCAAAAGAGUUGCCAGGUGUCAAGGAGAUGUUCGAGGCUGCUGCGAAGAAGCAAAGUAGGAGAAGUAAAGAGGAGGAUACUGAUGGUGGGGGAAGAGUGGUUGAUAUAUCCCGGAGACACGUCGAUGCUGCGUAUUUUGGAUAUGACUUGGAUGAAGAGGAUGGGACGCUGUUGGAAUAUGAAUCGCAGAAGGAAAAAGAAGCUUUCGAGAAUAUGCUGAAGAGAGGCGAGGAUGAGGCAGCUGACGGGUGGGCGCCUCUUCCGGGUGAUGCUGGGGAUGGUGUCGAGUGGAGGCUGCCGACUCUCGAAGAGGUCCAAGAGGAGUUGGUGGAUAGACGGCGGCGGAGAUUACUUGACAAAAUCCUUUGA